Achroia grisella is the source of this 819-nucleotide messenger RNA. RefSeq lists its product as uncharacterized. Gene Ontology annotation, molecular function: lipid binding. The transcript has 6 exons. The record is from RefSeq and is a predicted model, not a curated record. Bases 1 to 819 code for a protein of 272 amino acids. Lineage: Eukaryota; Metazoa; Arthropoda; Insecta; Lepidoptera; Pyralidae.
AUGAAGAGUAUUGCUUUGGUACUGCUGAUUGCCAGCGCCUAUGCAGGCGCUGCAAUUCCGAACGUUGCUGUUGAAAGUGCACAAGGCCAAUUGGGCCCGAGCAAAUUCCAACUGCAUUUGGAAUCAUCAGUAGCGGAAUAUGAAGGUUUGGCCGGUCAGCUGUUCGAUGUAGAAAACAAGGCAUCAAACAGAAUACUAGAAGAUUUGAUCAUCAACAUCUUGGAAGUCUUCAGGGAUAUUGUUAUCAAUGGAAAUGAUUACAUUCCUCCUUUGGACCCCCUAGAAAUUGAACACAUCGGACCUUUCCAAUUCUCCGUGACUGGCCUCCGUGUAACAGCUAAUAUCCGUGACCUGCGUUCUGAGGGUCUGCGUUGGUACGUCAUUGACACCGUCAGCUUCAACCCCAUCCGUCUUACCGUGGGCGUCCACGUUACACUCCCUUGGUUCAGCGUGGCUUGCCGUUACGACGUCGAGACCCGAAUCUUGCUCGUAAGACACAGAGCUGCUGGCAAUUUCAGACUGUUCAUCCACCGCAUUGAAGUUGGAGUCGAUCUACGCAUGGGAACAAAUCUUGUUGGUGGCUACCUGACUUUAAGAGAAUUGGAGAUCAAGAUCGAUGUCCAUGAUACUCUUGUGCACAUCGAUGGCAUGACUGGCUCCAAGCUCAUCAACAGAUUUAUCAGCAAUCUGGUGCAGAGCAUCUCACAGGAUAUUGUACAGAAACACAUUGACAGUUUAGGAGACUUCUUGAGCGUAGUCCUCUUCGACGUAAUCAACGACAUCCUCCAAGACUACACAAUCAACGAUAUCUUGCCAUAA